This is a messenger RNA of Cinara cedri, 10892 nucleotides long. Lineage: Eukaryota; Metazoa; Arthropoda; Insecta; Hemiptera; Aphididae. The record is from the annotation of a GenBank genome assembly.
UAUCACAAAACAGAUUAAAUUCAAAUGAUAAGCAUUGUUGAAAAAUAAAAAAAUUAAUAGUAAAUACUGAACUUCAAUAACGUUAUUUACCUACCAUUUAAUAGUAAGUCAGUUACUUAUUUAUCAGCUCUAUAAUAAAUUAUAACUUAUCAUUACUUUUUCUUCAACAGAUGCUUGCAGCGUUUCUACUGCGUUUUGUUUUAAAUAAUUAUGUGCGUAAUUGAUGUUAUUAUUUUAAUUUUAUAAUUCCUAAUUAAUAGAUUGAUUUUAGUGUUUAAUCGCAUUGGAAUUUGCUAUUUCUCAUAGUUCGAUAAUAGUGCUUACACUGUUCCAAAGAAAUUUAAUUUUCAUUGAAAUAACAUUUGAUUAUCAUAUUACGGUAUUUAUGAUGUUUUAGGUACCUAUUUGAAUUAGUUAAUAUCCAUUAUUUAAGAUCUAAAAAAAACCUAAAAAACCUAAAAAAAAAAACAUUAAUUAACUAGAGUAUUUUAUUUUUCUUUAUAGUAAUAUACAACAUCAUACAGUAAAAAAUGUCUAGGAAAAAUACAUUGCUAAAAACGAGGUACAAAUAUGAAUAUUAAAAUACUUAUUAGACAUAUAUUUUUAAUGCCUUGGGGCUUUAUUAGGAUCCUCCCUCUAUGAUUAUCUUUUAACUGUGUAUAAAUAGAUAAAUAAAUAAGUAAUAAUAUUAUUACUUAUUACUAUGUGAAUGGUAAUUUCGCAGUCGGUAGCAUCUUAAAUUUGUAUUUUGUAUGCAUUUACACAUUGCAUGAUUGUUGUGUCUUCAUUUAAUACCAAACCAUAAGUUAAUAUUUUUCUUUUUGGUCACUUCAAACUUUGAAAGUUUAUGGAUAGAUUCCGGGUUACAGACAAAUUACCUACAUUGUGUUUAUUAUAGUUAAUUAUGAAUAAUUAUUAUUCUUAUCCGUACGUUUCUGUUAUUAUUUAAAAUUAAAUGUUAAUAAUAAUUACUUUAGUUUAUCUGUACCUCAAAGUGUGUAACUUGAUUGUGUUAAAUGAUGAAUUUAUAAUUAGGUAAUUAUGAAAACAAUAAUAAAAUAAGAACUUGUUUGUUUUUGAUUGAACGGUAUUUGAUAAUACUGCAAUGUAAAAUAAUCUGAGGUGCAAUUGAGUAUUGUUGUUAGUGGCGUUUAUUAAAAAUAAAUUGUUUGGCUAGUCACAUUAAUUAUAUAAUUAAAAAUCUAAACAGUUAACAAUACAAUUCUUAAUGAAAAUAUUUGAUCAAUUAAUAUGAAUUAAAUUUUGUUUUUUAUUAUUUAAGGUAUUGCGAAUAUUUACACAUUGACAUUGUACAUUAAUGUUACCUAAAAACUACCUAAUACAUACACUUAUUAAUGUAAGCAACAAAAAUAUCCAUAAAAUAAAUUGGAAUACUUUUGAUUUUUAAUGCUAUUAUUUUUAUUUAUUACUAAAGAAUUAACUACUAAUUUCAUUAAUAAACAUGUUUAAAUAAUAAUAUUUAUAACUUUUAGAUUUACACAAUUAAAUAUUUUCAACACUUAUAAUUUUGGGAAAUUCUAACCAAAAGUUGAAAAGAGAAAGUAAUGAAAAAAAAAUUACAAAAAUUCAUAUCAUGUCACAUAGGGUAUGUCAAUAAUAAUAAUUAUUGGCAUACUGUAUACAUUGCAUACUUUUACAAAAUUGUGUUAUUUAUCAUUUUUAAUUAUGAUUUUCGAAAAUUAAUCAUUUUAAUAAAUAAUUAUUAAAAUACCCAUUACAAUAUAAUAGUUAUGUAGAUAUAAUUUUAGGUACUUAUCUAACAUUUUCUAAUGUCUAAAAGUUAGGUAUUUAUUUUUAAGAUGUUAAAUAUUUAACAUUAUAUUAUAAAUAGAUCUUGUUUAUUUUUAUUUACUUUUUUGUAAAUGAUUAUUUUAAAGUAAAAUUAUAAUUUCUUAUUGGAUAAUACGGUAAAAUGUUGUACUUAAUAUGUAGACUUUAUAAUAAUAAAAUAUAAUCUUUUAAUAGUUAUUUUUAAUUAGUAUCAUAGUAUCAUAAAUAAUAUUAAUUAAUCAAUUAAUUAACAAAUUUACUAUAUUUAUUAUAAUAUUGGGUUUUUGUUGUUGUUAUUUUUGUCUAUAUUUCAACACUGAAUAUUUUCCAUGUUUUUCAGAGCCGAUUCGAGUUCAAAUAGAUGUCUGUCAUCUUCGCCCGGAGCUAUCCGUCUCAUUUCAGCUGCUAGAUUAUAUACAUAUUCAGGAUUUGGUCCACUGGUUCCUUUGCAAGCUGCUAUCCGGCAAGCUAUUUGUUGAACAGAUGCUUCACCGGCAUACCAUUCGUUAUCUUCGUCAGCUAUGUACACCGUGACUUCUGCUGGUAUUUGAUCUUUAUUUGUUUUCGAGUGGAAUUGUAUAAUCUUUUUGGUAUAACCUGCACGUUCACGUAGGUCCAAACCAGCACACACAUUGGCUAUGUCUCGAUUAUCAAUUGCAUAUGCUAUACCCCAUACACAACUCUAAAAUAACAUUAAGUUUAGUACUAAGUUUUGUCUUAAGCGAGCCGCUAUGUUUUAUCAAUUUAUGUUAUUUAUUUAUUUUACAUACUUAAAUGUACAAACAAAAUGUCCUAUUACAAAUUAUAUAAUAUGAACACAUAAUAUAUAUUUAUUACAUAGGUAUAUGCAUAAUAUACCUUUGUAGAAAAAUGAGUAAAACAUAGUGCCCGUAAAAUGUUUAAAUAUAAAUAAUAUUAUUCAGCUCACAUCGUCGGUUGAAGGUAAAAGGGUUACCACUCGUCCAGGCUGAAAUAUAUUUUAAACAUACAACUAAUAUUAUCUUGACUAAAAUAAAUAGAAAAAAAAAAAAAAACAAUUUUAUCUUACUAGUUCAUUGGUUCCUCUAUGAUCCGGGCUAAAUUGAUAAAAUCGUCUGGUGUAUCCUUUAAUGUAUCCAGGAUAUUUUUUGAUGAAUGGAAAGUUGGUCUUCCACAUCAGAGACCCGUAACCAAAUAUCCAAAACAUAUGGUUAGUUAUACCGUUGGUCAGUACAUUGUGUAUGUGUUGAUUGUUUUCUGAAUUCUCUGGUUUCAUUAUUUUUUAUUAGUAUAACUUUCUAUAAUGGAAUUUUAAAAAAUAAAUAAAAUAGUUAAACUUUGCUUUGUCUGUAUUAAUUGUUUAUUAUAUUUUUAACAUUUAUAUAUGAUAACAAUUUGAUAGGGUUUCUAUGGAUUGGGUGGCAAAUAUUAUAACUGAAAAAAUCAAUACCUGUUUUGCCAUUACUUUUUUAGCAAAUAGAUGGCGUUGUUGAACUUACAGUGCAAACUUGACUGACUAAAAUAUUAUGUUUGUGUUAUUUAAGAAAAAUGUAUAAAAUUAUAAUCUAAUAUAUUUCAUGAACCAUGAGUAGGUACUGUUUUAUACAUUUGAAUACAUUAUUUGUUUGACUUCUUUUAUUUGACCUUUAUUUUAUUGGCUACACUCCAGACUAAAAUAGGUACCUAUACAUGAUUUGAGUAGGUAUAUAAAAGUAUUAGAUAAAAAUAUACUAUUUUAAAUUUUGAGCAAAGAGGGGGACAAUAUUAGUUUUGCUAAGGUUUUUUUUCUGCAUUCUAAAGAAUUUUUCUACCAAAAGACCUGCUCCAAUAAUUAACUUCGGGGAUGAUUUCAGGUGGUAAAGUUUAACUCGUUGGUGUACUAGCGUAUUUAAAAAUGCAGUUUUUUAAAUCUUCCUCGUAAUUAUUAGUAAUAACACAAUAAUGAGAGGAAACCGGAAAAAUCGGAAUAUUUACGAAACAACAUUUUCUGUUUCUAUUGAAAUUGAUUUUAUUUUAUUUUUGUUGUAAUUUAGUAAAUAAUAAUCAUAUAGACCUGCAAUUAUCGUCGAAAAUAUUUGAGGCUAGAUAGCAUUUUCUCGGGGUAUGUAGUUAGAUUUUCGAAACGUUUCUCCAGCCCCUCCGUAUUUUUUAUUUUUUACAUUAGCAACAGCAUGAAAUCGCGGCAAUAGUCAUUUAAAUGCAUGCUUUACGUGCUAAACAUUGGUAUCUAUACAAAAUUAUACCUAUUGAAAUAUUUGAUGUUGGGGAGUUGGUGAAAUAAUGCUCGUUAUUACUAUCAAGUGCUUAAUCGUGAUGUAUUUUCCAUAAAUUAGAAUGCAAAUUGAUAGGCUAAAAAUUCUGUACAAUAGGUUCGCCAAUGGCUUAAGCACUCACAAUUUAACUUUAAGCAACCCCAGAUUCUAUGUCUUUGUAAUUUCAAAUAGGUACCUACAAUUUUAACAACGUAAUUUUAUUUUUAAGUAUUUAUGAUCAAUAUUAUAAGACGUUUUUCCAAAUCUCUACAAACUAAUAAUGCAGUUUGCAUUAACCAUUUCAGUCUGUUCAGCAACAUGCUAGCGUAGUUUUUCUUCUAUGCGAAAAUUAAAAAAAAAUUGCCUGAGAAGUAGUAGUAUGAUACAGCGAUGGUUUAUCAACGUAACAGUAGGUAUCAUUAUCAUCGAGAGACUUAACGAAUGCAAUUAACCCGGAAGAAAUAUUGAACAAAUUUGCUUCCAUCGAUUGGAAAUUAUUUUUAAUAAUUUAAUGCCCAUCACACUGUAGAAUAAUUUAAAGUAAUAUGUGUUUAAAUUUUCAAUACGUUAUGUCGGGGAGUGCGGGGGCGGAGCCUUUCACGUCUAUGUGAGUUUCAUAAUUUUGGCACCCCUAAGAUUGAACUCUAGUUGCACCGCUGUUCGCCAUUAGGUGAACUUUUUCAUCAAAAAAUUGAUGCGAAUAAUAAUUAUAAAUAAUCGAUUUCAAUGUGUUUUUACAGGUAUAUUUUGGUUGUAAAAUGGACGAUUUUGAUGUACUCCCGUUGCACCGAAACAAACAUUUCACGAAACAGUGUUGCGAUUUGAUCAAUUCCGAAUGGCCACGCAGCGAAACAGCCAGGUACCACCUACUUGUUGAUUUCCAGUAUAGAAAUGUUGAGUUACGGUUGUUUUUGUUUAUAAUUUUUAAAUAAUAUGAUAUAAUAAUAAUAAUUUAUUUUUUAAACGACGAAUAAAUAUGCAGUAUGAAGUCUUCGGGAAAACGGUUAUUCCGUUUUCGAGUUUAAAACACAGCAUUUAAACACGAGUAAUAUGUCGUAUCAGAGGAACGCAUCAAACAAAAAUUGAUUUUUUUUUUUUAUUGACGAAUAUUAACCAAUUUUUUUUUCCUAGUUGGUAAUUUUCUAAUGAUUAAGAAUUUGGCAACCCGUGUGGCAGCAAGUACAUUCAGGUCAUGUCGAUGCAUGAUAAAUGAAUAUUGAAGAGUCCACACCCGCGUUCUAAAUAUUAUUUUUGUACGCUAUUUUUAAUUUUAUCGAGAACAUUUCGACUAAAUUUAGCAAUACGGUACGGCCGCAGAUAGCCAUUUAUAAGUUAUCACCAAACAGCAAUACUUGAAUAUUAUUCGAUCUCUGAAAUUAUUUUUAUUAGGGGAUUUUUUUUUUCGUCUAUAUCGAACCGCUCACGGGUAGGCCACUGUUGUUUGUAAGCAGUUGGGGAGGUAGGAUGUACAGUGUAGUUUAGUUUACAUAUUAUACAAUACGCGACGAUGAAUUAUUGCAAAAGAAAAUUGUAUUUUGCUCCGUAGUCAAGGUCACGAAAAAACCAACGGAUACAAAACCAACUUUGUUAGUUUUAAAAAAUUGAAUUGAACAACUAUUGUCAGUCUAGACAUUUUUUUAAUAUAGUAUCUACUUUUUUUUUUUUUUUAGGCUUUUACGAGCCAUUUAGGCUCUUUGCCGCCAAAACUACUUCCUUCCAUCGCUCUCUAUCAUNAUCUCUCUUCUUACAAGCUAAUUAAUAAAAUAAUAUACUUAAUUACAGAAUAUAAUAAAACUUUAAAUACUUGAAAUAUGAACAACAUUUUUUUUUUUUUUUUUUUAGGCUUUUACGAUCCAUUUAGGCUCUUUGCCGCCAAAGCUACUUCCUUCCAUCGCUCUCUAUCAUAUGCCUGCUCCCAGUCCACUCCAAUUCCUUCUAAUAAUUCCUUGACGCUGUCCUUCCAUCUUUUCCGCGGUCUUCCCCUUGGUCUCUUUCCCCUUGUCAUAUAUGUCAAUAUAGGGCGGAUGUAACUAAUGUAUAGAUGUUCUUUUGUUUUUUUGUUUUUCUUGACAGCAGCUUAGAUUUAAAGAGGGUUUUCAAAUAUAGUAUCUACUACUGGUCAAAAAAUCUGCAUCAUCGGGUAUGAUGCUAUAAUAGCCUGGAGCCUUCUUACUUGGUAGUGAGCAAUUGUUUUCCGAGAAAAAAUAAAAAAAAAAUACCUAAGCAGUUAUUGAAAAUUUCAAUAAAUGUUUCAAAUAAAAUACUAUCAGUCUGCCAGUGAUUAUUGACUCCGUGAAAUUUAACCUUCCAAUAGUAUGCCGGAGAGGGGGGUAAAUUUUUGCGGUUAUCCCGUGCAAAUAUUCCGAAUUUUCCGGAAGUUACUGCUUGAAAAGUUGGAACAUUAUGUAUAACUAAAAAGUAUUUUCAAAAUAAAAUAUGAAAAUAAGUCAUUUUUCGUACAAAAUAUAUUGGGCGAAUAUAAAACAAUUCCUGAGGCAAGAUAAAAUACGUACUUGGUAAAAUUGAUGGCUAAAACCAAUUUAUUAAAAAAAUUAUAUAUUCAAUUUAAAAAAAAAAAAAAAAUGUAUUUUAGACAAAGUAGCCAUUUUCAGGUUGAUACGUUCCUCUGAUUAUAAUUUCUAAGCAGACAAUUUUAUUCGAAAAGUUAUUAAAUGUAUUAUGUUAUUAAACACGAUCUUUCGCCGUUACGCGGAUCUUAGCGCCAUUUUUUUUGUGAAGAGUAUAUUUUUGGUAUUCUAACGAUUUUACCGUCGAAAACUAAAAUAUUUUACGAUAUUAUAACAGUUAUUGUUAGCACCAUACUGCAUACAUUUCUACCGUAUUUAAGUACGUGUAUGUAUUUCUGAUUUGGAAAAUUAAACGAUAUGACGAAAUAUGAAAAUAUGUAUUUUGUGUUUUAGACUUUACAGUUUAGAAAAUUCGUGUGAUACAUUACCUACGUCUUUGGUGUUGGUUAAAAAUGACGGAAACAAUUGCAAGACUGUUAUAGGACACUUGAAACUUACGCCAAUACCAUCUAUGCCUGAUAGCGUGUUUGUAGAAACUGGUAAAUACAAUAUUCUUUUUUUUUUUUUUUUAAAGUCAUUAUUGAGAUUAAUAACAAAUAAAAUAUUAUCGAUAUUUUUAUAGGAAAUAAAUUAAAGAGAAAAAUGUUUCCUAACCUAAUCUAACCUUUCGGUAGAAAGUCAAUGGUAAUUUUUCACCAUUUUGAUCAAGUAAUUAUCUAUUUCUUUUUUUCAACCAUUACAUAAUAAAAUUUAGCGUUUGCUGUUUUCAAAAUUAUACCUUAUCCAUACACCUAAAAAACAUAAACUUUUUAUUUUCAAUAAGCAAAACGGUCAUUAAUUUCAAACCUCGUUCGAAAAGAGAAUGUUUUUGAUUUGUAUAACACUAAUACUGAAUUUUUCAUUUAUGAGUUAGAAGUUAUAAAUAUCCUAAUAAUUUAAAAUUUAAACCAGAACCCAGAAGAGUUACUAUAGUCUACUAAAGAUUAUGAAAUUGAUGGUAUACACAGCCGGUCUAAAUUUUAAACUGUUUUAACUGUUUAACUGAAAUUAUUUUUUUCGGUUACUAGUUUUCGUUAUUUUAUAUUGUUUUUCUGUUUAAUAUUGGUUUUCUCUUUUAUGGUUUUUAAAAACCAGUUAACUUUGUUCUUUAAAAAUAUAGUUAAAAAAAAAAAAAAAAAAAAUACUUUUUGGACAAAUCAAAAUUUAAGACCUAUAAAAAAAAUGUUUAACACAUAUUUGACUAUAGCAUCAAUGGUACAACGCCAUUUACUUUUUUAAUUUUUCAAACCAACAACAGUGUAACCCACACAAUGUAUCAAAAUUCUCUUAAAUAGUUUAAACCCAUACAAAUUUGUAAAAUAUUAGAUUUAAAUGUAUUAUAAACUUUUUAAAAACGCAGAAUUUUUUUUUCGUUUAAGAAUGGAAAGUAAUAAUAGUUUUAAUUAAUACGCUGUUGUUAUUCUGAGAAUCUUAAAUUUUAGUUAAAUUUAUGUAAAUUGUCUGAUGUAACCGGUUAACCAGUUACUGUAAACUGGUUUAACCGGUUUGAGUCCUUUGUUAUUACUCAUAAACAGUUAUUAUGUAAUGCAUAAUCAAAUUUAAAAAGAGAAAUUUAAAACAUUUGAUAAAAAGAGUUUGCCAUUUGAAAAUAAAACUUAAACCAUCUUUUUAUUUUAGAAGCAAUAUUAUGGAUGGAACUAUAGAGUUUUCAUGUAUUAUAAUUUCAUUAUAUUCACAAUUUUUUUUUUUUUUAAAUAAUUCAAUUGAUUGGUUCCAUAAUAUGGACUAUUUAGUUUACUUUUAUUGGUCAGAAAGUAUUUUCCAAAAUAAAUACUCAUCGACAUGUUUAAACUAGGUAUUGAAUUCUUAUACGCUACGUUUAGAAAACUGAUAAUAAUUAUAAUAAUAUUUUACGGUUUCAGUGGUCAUCAAAACCAAUCAAAGAGGAUUAGGAUUAGGCAAACAUCUUAUGUACAAGUCUGAAGAAUAUAUAAAAACGUAAUAAUAUUAUAUUGUACUCAUUUAAAUGGUCUAUAAAUAAUAUUAUUAAUUGUUUCAGGUUAGGUUUGAAAACUGUAUACUUGAGUACCAUAGACAAAAAAGAGUUUUACUUGAAACUCGGAUACGUUGGAUGCCAAUCGAUUUCGAUUUACGGUAGCUUUUCGAGCGCCGUUAACAAACUGACCACGAAUAUACCGCCGCCGCCCUCCAAAAAGCAGUACAUGAAAAAAAAAUUGAUGUAAACAACGUUUUGUUUAUUUUUGUUUAUAUUUUAAAUAUUACAAACAAGGAAUAAAUAUCACUGAUAUAAACUUGACGUGUCUAUUGCACAUUUCAGUUAACACAAACUAACAGCAUUAACUUCAUAGUAAUAAUAAUAAUAAUAAUAAUAAUAAUAAUAAUAAUAAUAAUAAUAUUUAAUAAUAUUUAAUAAUAAUAAUAAUAGUAAUAUAAUAUAUUACAUAAUACAUAUAAUAUAUAUGUAUAUAAAAAAUUACAUAUGUACAAUUUAAUUGAGCCAACGUAAAAUAAUAAUAAUGAAAUAAUAUUAACUAAGUAUCUAACGCAUUUUCAAAAUGCACAAUUUCCAUUUAUAUAUUAUAUAUGUGUAUAUAUAUAAAAAAAAAAAAAAAAAAAAUUAAUUAUUGUGAAAAGUAAUAUUCUCAAUCGUAUUGUUAAUAUUUACGCUUACAAACGGAUUAAAACUACAUAGCGAAUACACCUCGAAAACUAACCAGUGAAUUACGAUUAAUACAAAUGAGUGCGCGACUGAAAUAAAUCGAUGUCUUCGGCACCUUUUUUAAAAAUAAAUUUGAUAUGAUGUUUUGUAAUAUUAUAAUACGCAUGCCUAACUUAACACAAUAUACAUUAUUAUUAUCGUCAUCAUCUAUUAUCUAUUUCGUAUUCUUACGUAUAAAAUAAUAUAAUAUAAUAUGUAUUUACAAACGUAUACCAGCGUGGGUAGUUCCGUUAUAUUUACGAGACAUGAUGAUAUUAUAAUUAUCGUUUUUAAACUAUAUUAUGAAUAACGUGUAAAUGUUACAAAAUUUAAUUUUUAGAUUUAUUUAAUUAUAUAACGUUUUGAUUAACACGUUUCAGACCAAAAAUUAAAAUAAACGUAAGAUAUCAAAAUUGUCAAUCUUCGUUGAAAACAAUAGCCCGCAGUUUGAGAAACCGGCGUUUAUUAGAUAGAACUCGUGAUCGUUUGAAUAAAAAAAAUUAAAAAUCAGCACGACCCCUGGAAUUGAACACUUACAAAAAAAAAAAAAAAAAAAAAACUAUCUUUGGUUAAAAUACGUAUAAAGGUAUGUAUAGGUAAUCUUAACGAUAUUAUAUAAGUAAUUAUUAUAGUUUGUCCAACGCGCGUAGUAUUCAUGUGCAAACGCCCAAACUUACGCAACACGUGCCACGUCGUAUUUUAGAAUUCAGUCUUGGCCAAGUCACUUUACAAAAGCAUUACAAUUACAAUUCAUUGACGAUUAGGGUUUGGAACUCGUAGCGUUUCGCAUUAUUCUUUAUUAAUGUCUUCAAAGUAAUAGAUAAGGGUUGACUAAUAGGUUUCCGAUUAGGACGAUGAUGAGGACGAGAAGCCCGUCGCCCGCCGUGGACCCGAAAUUCGGCCCCCCUCCCCCGCCUCCUCAAUACUGGGUCAUGGCGUGCCAUAAUACAGGGCGAACUUUUAACCGUUUAUAUCGUUAACAGAUCGCUUGUAAUUGUUCAAGUUGCACCGUUAUUGCUUUGUAAAAAAAAAAAAAAAAAAAUGUAAUUAAAUCGCGUAAUAAUUACAUUUACCCGUAAUAUACGUUACUUUAUUGCCCAAGACUGUAUUUGUAUUAUAAAAACGUGUUGGUUUUAAAAAUAAAUCGUCGAGUUACGCGUGACUACGAUCGUCGAGGCGUGAUGUGUACGUAUACGUUACAUUGUACACAGUAUUAAAAUCGUCGGUGUCGUACGAUUAGUGUAUUUCUAAUAUUCCUAUAUUUUAUUGUAUACACUUAAUAAGUCUAAGUAUGUGUGUAUAAAAAAAAAAAAAAUAAUAAUAAUAAUAAUAAUGACAACAUUACAGUCUCAAACGAACAUAUACGUACAGCAGCGCAGUGAAAAUCUGAACAAUAAGUACACAACCCCUAUUCGUCGGUGUACCCUAUAUCUAUUUUAACAAUAUUAUGCAGGCAUGCGGGGUCACGAUAAACGCGUUUACCGCCCGAUUACCACGAAUACCGACAUUUACCAUUAAGUGGGCGUGGAGUACCAGUUGUGGUGAUGGUUCUUCAACGAAUCGGCCGCGUACACGGACGACGGCGGCGGCGGCGGCGGUCCGGUGGCCAUCGUCGAUUUGGCG